CCCAAAACAUAGCACCGUGGAAAUCGUUAGUGGUUUUAAGUAUUAAGUCGAAUAUGGACGAUAUAUGUAUAGCUCAUAUUUGGAUCUUUGCGAAAGAAUAAGUUUAAAAACAAAUACCGUUUGUGUUACUGUUACAAAAUUAAUAACAUUAAUUGGUUGACAAUGAAUAAACAAAGAAACAAAAUUAAGGUUGAUCUUAAAAUAAUUUUUCUCCUUGAAAUCGGUUGCAUCAUAUUGAAUUGUGAGGGUCAUGGAAGAUUAAUUGAACCACCCAGUAGGGCAUCGGCCUGGCGCUAUGGAUUUUCUACACUACCUGAUUAUAAUGACCAUGAAUUAUACUGUGGUGGAUUUACUCGACAGUGGAAACAAAACGGUGGUAAAUGCGGCGAGUGUGGCGAUGCGUGGGAUAUGCCGAAACCACGUCCUCAUGAAAAUGGUGGUCAAUGGGGAAAAGGUUUGAUUGUGCGAAGAUAUCGUCCUGGAUCGAAAAUGAUGAUUCGUAUAGAGCUAACGGCUAGCCACAUGGGUUUUUUUGAGUUCCGAAUAUGUCCGACUCCAAGUGCAAAACAGGAAUGCUUUGAUCAGAAUGUGCUGCGCAUACUUGGGGGCUCUCCUUUUCAACCCAAUCCUGAAGACAUGAACUUUCGAUUUUAUCCACGAAACGGCAGUCGUAUAUAUGAGAUAAAAGCACAACUACCAGAAUAUACAUGUGACCAAUGCGUUCUUCAAUGGCGCUAUGUUGCCGGCAAUAACUGGGGCAUGUGCAGUGAUGGGAAUGGUGCUAUUGGUUGCGGUCCUCAGGAAGAAUUUCGGUCUUGUUCGGAUAUUGCCCUUACACGGGACGCUCAAAGCCCUUUUCGACCCUUGCAUCCUUCCAUUCUGGAACAAAAUAUAACUGGCACAGAGCCAAGUGCACAAAAUUAUGAAAUCAAAUCCCUGAUUUAUAUACUUAUUUCAAUUUCUAUUCUUUUGAUACUCAUUUGCUUGUUUUUAACCAUUUGGUUCAAGUUUAAAGAUUGUAAAGUAUUUAUUAAAAAUUAUUUUCUAAGCUGUAAAAAAACAAAAUUUGUAUCAAAAAAUAUAAACGUAAAAGAAAUAUUUAAAGGUUUAAAAUGUGAUAACAUUGAUGUAGUGAAGGAUCUCAAUGAGGUUCAUGUUCAAAGUCCACCAAUACCACCACCGCGAACUAAAAAAGUUAAACAAGAAAUACACAUAAUAACUACUUGAGUGUUUUUUUAGACUGAUAUAUUAAUAAAUUCAUUAAAUUUACAAGCUUAAUAAAAUAAAAUUAUUUAUAUCAAAUAUAUAUAAGCCUUCCAAAUGUAUAAGUUGAAUUAAUAUUUUAAUAAAUUUUAAAUAUUCUUUAAGUA
Molecule: messenger RNA, 1370 nt
Organism: Drosophila ananassae
Lineage: Eukaryota; Metazoa; Arthropoda; Insecta; Diptera; Drosophilidae
Exons: 4
Coding region: 163-1227 (354 amino acids)
Source: RefSeq, a predicted model, not a curated record